Acanthoscelides obtectus is the source of this 1214-nucleotide messenger RNA. NCBI's taxonomy places the organism in Eukaryota, Metazoa, Arthropoda, Insecta, Coleoptera, Chrysomelidae. The record is from the annotation of a GenBank genome assembly.
CCACAUAUUCGGACUCGAGACAUUAUAUGGUACCUACUUUUAACUAGUGUUACGUCAAUUCAAAUAUUUUCCACAUCUGCUUAAUCCACUGAACAACUCUUUAAUUGUGUCAGUAAGCUAUUGUUUUCAUUUUUCUCUGAAUAAUAAAUAUCGCAACGUAUGUUUGCUGUACAAUUAUUUAAAUACAUUUAUAGCUCAAAACUUGAGCGAUAUUAAGCAUAUGCAACUAAGGUGUCAAUAUGGAACGUGAAACUGUAGUUGUGAAAGGAACAACACUACCAAAAUCGUAUGAAUUAAAUAAAUUUUAUGAGUUUCCCGUAAGGGAUGGCGAUGUCUGGAUAUGUGGAUUUCCAAAAUCAGGGACAACAUGGACUCAAGAAAUGGUAUGGAUGAUAAUGCACAACCUUGAUUUCGAAGGAGCCAAGGAGGAUAUUCAUAUCAGAGUACCAUUUGCUGAGUUAUCAUGGGCUGCGCCACACGAUGAAAAUUCACCACACCAUGCUCGCGAUACCUUGGGCUUCAUCAAAAAGGAAUACGAAAAAGGUCCAGUAUGCCUGAAGACACAUUUACCCUGGCAGCUUCUACCGAGGGAUAUACAAGAAGGUUUGAAAAAACCAAAGAUAAUAUAUGUUAUGAGAAAUGCCAAAGAUCAGAUAGUUUCUAUGUAUCAUUGGAAUAAGAUGCUAUAUGGAUACAACGAACCCUUAGAAAAAUUCUUUGAAGGAUACCUUAAAAAUGAAUGUAAGUAAAAUACCAGCUUAAAAUUACAUAUUGGUUGAGAAGUUGACACAGGACUUUGCGAACCACGUUGUGAAUAUGUGUCAAUCCGUAAGCAGUGAGUUUGCAAUAUCUUUAACAUGUAGUGCCAAAAGGAUGAGAGGUCAAAUCAUUUUAAAAAACAAGCUUCCAUUUCAGUCAGUAGACAUAACUACAUACGAGGGAUGUCUUUUAAGUUUCGCAUAUGGAAAUAAAACAACACGGUAGGUUGUUUUAAAUGACUUUAUUGAUUUUCAAAGUAUUUUCCACGAAGGUUAAUACACAUCUGCAUGCGCUCGAACAAAUUUUCGAAGCACUUAUUCCACUCGAUUGCUGGCAUAUCCAAAACGGCAUUUUUGAAUGCGACAACUGCUUCUUCUGGUGACUGGAACCUUUGACCACGUAGUCUGUUUUCAAUUUUCGGGAAAGUAAAGAAAUCGUUAGACUAUAUGGAGAAU